Messenger RNA from Hippoglossus stenolepis (Pacific halibut), 5006 nucleotides. RefSeq names its product myc box-dependent-interacting protein 1 (gene bin1a). The record is from RefSeq and is a predicted model, not a curated record. Bases 256 to 2535 code for a protein of 759 amino acids. Gene Ontology annotation, cellular component: synaptic vesicle; plasma membrane; cytoplasm. Lineage: Eukaryota; Metazoa; Chordata; Actinopteri; Pleuronectiformes; Pleuronectidae. The transcript has 20 exons. Gene Ontology annotation, molecular function: phospholipid binding; tau protein binding.
CUCUCAGCAUCCUCCUCCUCUGUCACGGACGCGCACACGUCGGCUCAACAUUACAGAGAUACAGCUUUAGCUUUCAGCCCUCACACAAUCCCACAGAUACAUCGCAGCAUCACACGAUUACACCCAUCAACGUUAUUUCUCCACUGGACAUUGAUGAAUCUGCAUCCACCGUCGCCGUAGCGGUCCGUCCGAUCGUUAUUCUCCUGUGUUUCCUCUCCUUCUCCCGCAUCCAACAGACCGAUCCAACGCUCCAAGAUGGCUGAGUUGAAUUUGGGGAAGGGGCUGACUGCGGGGAAAGUGGCCAGCAACGUGCAGAAAAAGCUAACCAGAGCCCAGGAGAAGGUUCUCCAGAAGCUUGGCAAAGCCGAUGAGACCAAAGACAUUGCCUUUGAGGAGGGAGUUAUCAACUUCAGCAAACAAUACACCGAAGGCAGCAAACUGCAGAGGGACCUCAGGGUGUACCUGGAUGCUGUGAAAGCCAUGCAUGAGUCGUCCAAUAACCUGCAGUCCUGUCUGGCUGAUAUGUACGAGCCGGAGUGGCAAGGCAAGAACGAAGUGGAUUCCAUUGUGGAGGACUGUGAUGUGUUGUGGACGGAUUACCACCAGAAGUUGGUCGACAAUGCCCUCAUCUCCAUGGAUACGUACCUGGGCCAGUUCCCCGACAUUAAGGCGCGUAUUGCUAAGAGGGACAGGAAACUGGUGGAUUACGACAGCGCCAGGCACAACUAUUCUGCCACACACAAGGCCAAGAAAAAGGACGGGGGCAUUAAAAUCACCAAGCCUUCGUCUCUGUUGGAGAGGGCCACUCCAGGUUGGGCUCAGGGUAUCCUGUCUGCACACAACGUUGCCCAGACCAGUCUGUCCAGGAGCCAGGCUGAGGAAGAGUUGGAGAGAGCCCAGAAGGUGUUUGAGGAGAUUAAUAUUGACUUGCAAGAGGAGUUACCUUCACUCUGGAACAGUCGUGUUGGGUUUUACAUCAGCACCUUCCAGAGUUUGGCCGGUUUCGAGGACAAGUUUCACAAGGAAAUGAGCCGGUUGGAUCAGGAUAUGUAUGAUGUCUUGGUGGAUUUGGAGCAAACAGACACAACCAGAAAGACAGUUAACCGCGGCCCCUCAACGUCAGGAGCAAAUAGGAGUGGCAAAGAACCAUCUAACCACACUCUCAGGCCAGGAGGACCUCCCCCGAUCCCCAAAUCUCCUUCCAAGCUAAAGCCAGCAAUGCCUCCCCCACCCAAGGUGACCCCGUCUAUUGAGAUGAAGACAGAGAACAUCAUCAACCUGUUUGACGCUGCAGCUGCUCCUGCUCCUGAUAUCAGUGUCACCUCCCCUUCAGAGUUUGACGGUCCUGCAGUGAGCAGCCUAUUGGACAUGGACCUGGACUCUCUCAGUGCGACAACCAAAGCCUCCGCGGUCACACAGCCUGCAAACUGGGACUCAUGGUCUGAGGACAGGGCUGACGAGGAAGAGGAGACCCAGAAGCACUAUGACCCUGUGGCUGCUGCUGCAGAGGCCUGGGGGGAUGAGGGUGCGCCCCCUGUCCGCUAUGACCCCAUAGCAGCAGCCACAGAGGGCUGGGGGGAUGAAGUAAACCCACCGGUUCCCUGUGACCCUGUGGCUGAGGCUCAGGAGGGAUGGGAGGAGGAUGGAAGCCAGUCGGUUCAUUCCGACCCCGUGGCUGAAGCCCAGGAGGGCUUGGGCGAUGAAGAGAGCCAGCCUGUCACAGAGGUGCCUGCUGACAAUGAUGAAACACCUGCAGCUGAGGCUCCAGCUGACACCACCGAGGAAGAGGCUACCCCAGCUGUCGCAACCCCAGCUGCCGACACCCCAGCUGCCGACACCCCAGCUGCCACCACCCCAGCUGCCGACACCCCAGCUGCCGACACCCCAGCUGCCGACACCCCAGCUGCCGACACCCCAGCUGCCGCCAACCCAGCGGCCGCCACGUUGGAGAAUGAAGAGGGUCAGGAUGAGUCUGCAGAAGCUCCUGCAGCGACAGCAGAAGAAGAAGAAGAAGAAGAAGAAGCAGUGGUAGAAGAGACACCUGCAGUAGAGGCAGAAUCAACAGAAGCCGCAACAGAAGCAGCGACUGAAGCAGCUGCAGUACCAGCAGCAGCAGUACCAGCAGCAGCAGCAGCAGUACCAGCAGCAGCAGUACCAGCAGCAGCAGCAGCAGUACCAGCAGCAGCAGCACCAGCAGCAGCAGCACCAGCAGCAGCAGCAGCAGCACCAGCAGCAGCAGCCACAGCACCAGCAGCAGCAGCCGCAGCUGCACCAGCAGCAGCAGCCGCAGCAGCAGAGCCUGCAGGCAUGCCUCCUGGAUUUUUGUUCAAGGUCGAGGUGAUGCAUGAUUACGGAGCCAACGACACAGACGAACUGGAGAUGAAGGCUGGAGACGUGGUGCUAGUGAUCACCUUUGACAGCCCUGAUGAACAGGACGACGGCUGGCUGAUGGGAAUGAAGCAGGACGACUGGCAGCAGAACAAAGAAAACGCCACUACAGGAGUAUUCCCCGAAAACUUCACCCAGAGGCUGUGAAGGAGAGGGACCAAAACGUCAUUCCAGCUUCUUUCUUUAUGUCUCCCCUCCCCUUCCCUCUAUCCUCCAUAUCUUCUAUUGCCCUGAUACUGAAUCUUUACUAGGACUUUGGCCAUAAGAAGCAGAGCUGUCACAGCUCUUGCUGAAAUCAUGCAUUUCUAAGGUCUGCUACACUGUGUUAAAAGCGGAUCUUGCAAUUUCCGUGGAUUUCUGCCAACACUUAGAAAUUACUGAUGUGCGUAGUCAUUUCACAGGUGCCAGUCGGUCCCGCUGGAAUUGAUGAGAGAAUCCUGAUCAUACAGGUUCGAUGCAGAGAUCGUGGGACCUCUGCAAUGACUACUGUUAAAAUUAAAUAUAUUAUGAUGCUUCAUGUUUUAGUCAUGUCUCGUCAUAAACUCCCCAAGGCAUAGUCCACCACCAUCACUGAGAAAAUGUCUUUUGAGACAUGCUUUUUGUUCAUCUGAUAUUGAGAGACAUUGAGAAAUGAAUGAAAUUGUUAAGACAAUGCCAAGUGUAGCAGAGGAUGCCCUACACACACUCAAACACACACAUAUAUUAACAGGAUAUAUCUGUUUCACAAAGAUCGGGGUGUGUAAUUACUAAGACCAGGCUGAGAGAACACUGACACACUCCUAUUCAAGUCUUAAAUUCCUCUCUAGCUAAAAGACCUUUGAGCACACAAGGUGCCAAAGUCUAAUCAACUAAACUGCACAUGUUUAAUGAGUCCUGACGUUCUCAGUCUGGUGAUCACACUCCCGACACAAUGCCAUUUGGACGCUUCCAACUAAUCCCUUACUCCUACUUUAAUUAUUGACUUGUGAAUCAUGGGCCCUUGGUUGUUGUAUUAGUUUAGAUUCGAUGGUGGUAUAGGUAGAGUGAAGCUGUUUUUAAAAUCCUAAAUAAAUUCUUAUGCAGUUAACGGGUCAUCAAACACCAGCCUUGUUAAGGUGACUGCAGGAACUCAGUAUGAAAAUCAAACAGAAACACUGGUCUCAGAGAUCUACAGAGCAGAAAACAUGACUGUUGAAAAUCAUUUAUGUAAUUAACAGGUUUUCGACAGUCGUGAGUCAAGAGAUUCCAAAUAUGCAUAAGUCGAGCUUGCAAAAAAAAAAAAAGCCAACAAACAACACCAACGAGGAGCAUGAGAAGCUGCUACUGGUUGUUUAAUAUUCAGGCAGAUACAGUUACACCCGAAUACUAAUCGAUAUACGAUAGGUGAGCUAGCCUCAUUCGUUUAGAAAAAGACAAUGUGCCGAAAACAAUUCCUUCUUUUUGCAUAGAGACUACUUAGCUCACAUGCAGAUGACUCCGAAUAUGCACCAGAGCAACUUCUUUUAUUUUUGUAUGCUGCCGAGCAACGAUUACAUAUAGCCUAAUGUAACUAUGUCGACAUAAUUGCCAACUGAGGAUGUUACGGAGUGUUUUUGUACUUCUGUCAGGUUUUACUGCUCUCAACAUUUAGCCACACACCGUAGCUGGUUGAAACUAUCUCACAUCCUGUCAUCCAUUCAGUCACUGACUCAAGAUUCACAUUCCUCAUGAUGUUAUUAACAUGUAAUAAGUGUGAGAGAAAAAAAUGUACGUGUGUGUAUGUGCGUGUGUUAGUGGGGUUAAUGGGAAACAUAAAUUCUUUAUCUAUAGGCUACUGUUAUUGGACGUGGGGGGGGCGUCCGUUUUCACAGGAAGCCGAGGGACAGACCACGCAAACGUGUGUUGGGUCUUUCUCCACUGGCUGGUAUUAUGAAUCCAGGUGUUAUUGUGCAUUUGUUGUGUAUAAGUGUAAUUUUUUGCCAAGCUGUGAUGACAGAUACAUAUUCUAUAAAGACAUUCAUAUCUGUAUGUGUGUAACUGUGAGCAUGCUGACUUCCCAUGUGUUGUGUGAACACCCUUAAUUUAAGACCAUGAUACUUGGGUCACUUUUGAGGCAGCAGAAACAGGCAUUUUUUAAAAGAAAUUUAUUAUUUAUUUUAUUAAUCUGGGGUGACAUGCUGUAUAUUUAUUUUCCACCAUUACCCCUUUAUUUUAGCCCUGAUUUUAUUUGCUUGUUGUUCAUCAGCCUUGCCUCAAAAUGUCGCUGGGGUAUCGUGGUCCAAACAGAGUUAAAACAUGAUUACAUGGAGACCAGACACAUAGAGCUAAAUGGGAGAUAAACCACCAGACUCAGUUUUCUUUACUUUUUCUUUUUUUUGCUGUGUUUUUAACCUCUUGAGAUGUGCAUGAUGUUCUCACACGUGUGCCUGACAAAAAAAAGCCCCACAUGUGAGAACAUCCACCUGCACACUUGGGGAAACCAGUCACCUGUCGCAGUUUGUUUUUUCAGGUUUUAUGUAUAACUUGCUGAGUGUGUUGCCUGGGUCUGGCUCUCUGUCUGUCUUUAUGGAUCAGUCUCCUGCGACGAGCUAUGGGAUACAACAAAGAGGUUUUUCCUGUACCCAACUGACCGGAAAUAAUAAAGAUUACUUACAAUCUUC